GCUACAAUUUUAUUCAUUAUAAUAUUAUCGUUAAAAUGCAUAUUUUUGGAGAUAUUUGCAAAAAACUGUCAAACAUCGUGAGAAAAUUCCGAAUGUUCAAUUGCCAAUAACUUGAAGAGUAUUGGGUUUGUGAAAUAACUUUAUACAACAUUUUUUCCUUAAAAUUAGGUCUUCUAUCGAUAUUUGAGGUUAUUUUGGAAAAAAAUUUCCACUACCGAAAAGGGGUGGCAACCACCCCCAAGGUAAAAACGGAGUUUGGGUUAAUAUCACUUUUGAAAUUAAGGGUAGGAUAAACCUAACUCCAAAAUAUCAUGUAAAUCGGUUCGUAGUAAAAAAUUUCUGAGCUAAAUAGCUUCAAUGACUGCACUAUUCAUGACGUUUGAGCAAAGAUAAAGUGGAACAACUAUAAUGUAUAAUCCGUGUCGUGACUGAAUACCAAAAUAUAAAAUGUCCACUAACAAAGAAGAACUCAAUUUGACAUUGACUUGACAUUUGUUGGUUAUGUUAUAAAGAACCACAAAUUUUGUUUAUUGUAGUUGUAGAUUAUAAACAAUCUAUAGAACUGGAAUAAUAAAGUAAAUAGUGUAUAAAAUAGAAUAGUGCUUAAAAUAUCGUAAUGGAUACAAUAGCGAAUCUCACGAAUGUAGCAAAAGUGAAUCCUACACGUUUAUAUGUUCGAAUUACAAACAUCAUUUUGAGAGCAAAGGACCCUGAAGACUGGAAAGACCUUAGUAGACUCCUACCAAAUUUACGAAAUUCUCUCAGUUGUGCUGUUUGCACAAAAUUAUUAGACCAACCUUAUAGUCCAAGAAUGGUCCAGUGUCAUAUUGUAUGCAAAAAGUGUAGGGGAGGCAUAAAGAAAAUUAGACCUGCUUGUGAUAAUUGUAAAGACUGUACUGAUUAUGUGGAAAAUCCAAGAUUACACGCUUUGUUGCAAUGCUACAAUGCAAUGUGUAUGUAUAUCAAAAGUAAACCAAUGUAUAAAAUACUUUCACGAUACGGAGUAGGAGAGAGUAAUAUGUUUAACUUAAUUAACGAAGGUGCUACAUUUAUAGAUACUUGCGAUGAUAGCAAUGGAAUAUUAGAACCUGUUUGCUUUAACCUUCCAGCAUAUAAUAGUCCUCAAAUACAUAAUUCGGCUUCAACUAAUCCACCGUCAUUUUAUUCUAUCUUGUCUCCAGAAAACGGUAGCAAAAUUACUCUAAAAAGGAAAUACAAAGAAGAUAAGAAAAAGACUGUAGUACCUCAACAGAGCAAGGAUCCAGAAAAGCCAGUAUUUAAAAGACCUACAACCAACGUUAAGAAAAAAGGCUGUAGAUGUGGUAAUGCAACACGGUUUCCAGGAAAGUUAACUUGCUGUGGACAAAGGUGUCCUUGUUACGUAGUCCAAAAACCGUGUGUUGGUUGUAGAUGUCGUGGUUGUAGGAAUCCACACAUUAAGGAAGGCCAGAAGGUGAUACCAAAUUUAUCACAGGGACCAAAGAUCUUAUACAAUAUUACCGGUUUACAAAAUAGAGGAAUUAAAGAAAUAGAAGUGCCGCAACAAAACUUUAAUAAUAAAGAACUGCAAAAGCUUCAAAUGCAGAAACAAAUACUCCAGGUUCCGCAAGAUGUUCUUAUUACAGACCAUAUGAAAGUAUCUGAUAUACAGAAAGUUGUACCACAACACAACUAUAAUAUUAAAGGUGUACAAAAUAUGCAGAUGCAGCAGCAAAUAAUACAGAUUUCAUCGCAAGAUGCUCUCUCUACGGACCGUAUGAAAGUACAAGAUGUGAAGAAAAUAAAUGUACCUCAAUUACAAACGCUUAGGACUUCUACUAUUACGAAACCACAAGUGAUCCCUUGUAAUUUAGAUACUGUGGUAGGAGAAGAGGAGUUGGAGACUGUGAGCUUGGCAGAACUGAAUCUAGAUUCGCAGUUUGUGAGUUUUAGUCCUUUAGGGAACGUGAAAACAAGUCUCCCACAUGAGUUUGUUGAUAGUUACAGUACAUUACCAGAAUUAAUACCUAUAUCGUACGGUGAUGACAAUUCUGAACUGAGUGUUAUGUGACAGUUGGAUGAUGAUUCCGAAUAUUAUAUGUAGCAAGAUCAGAAAAAGAAAUUUCAACCCUUGGUUUAAAUGUCACAGACUAUUUUUAUUAUAAUAUGAUCAAUAAAACUGAUAAGUUUCACAGGUUUAACCUUGAUUUUUAAUUUAUAUUGUAUUGUAAAAAGUUUUUGAAUAUACUGUGAUUUUUUUGUA
Diabrotica virgifera virgifera (western corn rootworm) is the source of this 2242-nucleotide messenger RNA. Its product is annotated as E3 ubiquitin-protein ligase MSL2-like. The transcript has 2 exons. Gene Ontology annotation, cellular component: MSL complex. Gene Ontology annotation, biological process: DNA damage checkpoint signaling; DNA repair; mitotic DNA replication checkpoint signaling. Bases 617 to 2050 code for a protein of 477 amino acids. The record is from RefSeq and is a predicted model, not a curated record. NCBI's taxonomy places the organism in Eukaryota, Metazoa, Arthropoda, Insecta, Coleoptera, Chrysomelidae. Gene Ontology annotation, molecular function: chromatin binding; ubiquitin protein ligase activity.